GGGGGCAGUAGUCUGGAAGGGGUGCUUGAAACAGCGACUGUUAGUCUUUGCUGAUGGGAGACAGGGGAGUGUGAGUUGCUCUAGCUUCAAAUAUUUUUUUUUCCUUCUUCUUUCCCCUACCGCGGCUUUUGAUUCUUUGAGUUGAUGCAGAGAAAAAGCACUUACUUUUACACAUUGCAUACUUGGGAGCCCUUUGUAAGUGCCUGAGCGCAUGUGUGGGCACUCUGCUCCUGCAGCUGUGUAGGUUGUGUUCAGUGAUCACACUGCUGUGUUGAUUUUUUUAUUUUUUUUUUUACCACCGAUUAUACACUGCACAGCAGAGACGAACUGUUUUAACACCAACAGUACCUGGAAAUUAAACUUUUUUUUGCGUGCAUGUAGCCUUUUUAGGCAACUCUUGGACUGUGUUUUCGAGCAUCCUGCGCAUCUCAGGAGUGAAUAACUGCUUGCACUGUUUGCACUCAGCUCAAACUGUCACAGAGUGGGAGAAAAGAGCUGAGUUUGCUUUAAAGUGAACCAGAGGAACCCAGGAGAGAGAGAGGGGGGAGAAAGAGCAAGUAUCCCGCUCUCCCUUUAAACCGGACAGCAUGGUGCAGAAAAUGAGCCACACGGAGAGCACCGCCGAGGCGCUGUCCUUUUUCACCGGGGACUCGGGCUCCGAAUCCGGGGCGUGCAUGGACCUGGACCCGGCCGCCUCGCCUCUCUCCCCGGCGGGCUCCGCUGCCUCCUCCACCGCCGGCGACAAGCUCGGGGACAACCCGGCUUGGUGCAAAACUCCCAGCGGCCACAUCAAGAGACCCAUGAACGCGUUCAUGGUGUGGUCGCAGAUCGAGCGGAGGAAGAUCAUGGAGCAGUCCCCGGACAUGCACAACGCCGAGAUCUCCAAGCGGCUGGGGAAGCGCUGGAAGCUGCUGCGAGACAGCGACAAGAUCCCCUUCAUCAGGGAGGCAGAGCGGCUGCGGCUCAAGCACAUGGCGGACUAUCCCGACUACAAGUACCGGCCGAGGAAGAAGGUCAAGUCGAGCGCAUCCAAGCCCGGCAGCAGCAGCGACAGGGGAGAAAAAGUUACCGGCGGCUCCAGCAACACCAGCAGCACCAAGACGUCCUCGUCUGCGAGGAAGAGCGGACCCAAAUCACCCAGCAGCAGCAGCAGCGGCAGCAUCAGCAGCAGCAGCAAACCCCAAAAAUCACCUUUCGGGAGCAGCAGUAGCACCAAAGCGUCGCUCUUUGCGUCUGAGCACCCGCCGGAGCACCACCACAACUCCCUCUACAAGUCCAAAUCCGUCUCCUCGGCGGCCAAGCAGAUACCUGACGCCAAGAAGCCCAAGAGAGUGUACGUUUUCGGGAGCGGCGCGGCCAGCCUGAGCGUCAGCCCCACGUCCUCGGUGGUGGUGCCGGCCAGCCCGACGCUCAGCAGCUCGGCGGACUCCAGCGACCACCCGCUCAGCUUCUAUGACGACGCGGCCAGCGGCAGAGAGGAGGGCGCCGACUCCCCCGCCAGCAGCAGCGGCGGCAGCAGCAGCGGAGGCGGCGGAGGCUUCAGCGGGGUUUCGGAGCGCCGCAGCGGCCACGCGUACAGCGGCAGCCGGCGGGCUUCGUCGCCCACUCCCUCCGCCUCGCGCUCGUCCGUCUCCUCGUCCUCCUCGUCCUCCUCCUCGUCGUCCUCGGAGGACGAGGAGUUCGAGGACGACCUGCUGGACGUCAACCCGAGUCCGAGCUUCGACAGCAUGUCGCUGGGGAGCUUCGGCUCCUCGGUGCUGGACAGGGACUGGGACUUGAACGGCGAGUCCGUGUGCGGGGGUUCCCACUUCGAGUUCCCCGACUACUGCACGCCCGAGGUCAGCGAGAUGAUCUCGGGCGACUGGCUGGAGUCCACCAUCUCCAACCUGGUGUUCACCUACUGACUGAGCGCGUGAAGUCGCAGCCGCGUACGGGAAACCAGAGUAGCUCCUGCGUCACCGGUAGGUUUCACUACUGCAAACCCGUGGAAAGCUUAACUCUGAAGCGAACAACUUGCCUUUUUUUUACCCCCCCCUCCUCUGGACUUAACUUGGGAUGUGUGGACUGAGGGAGUCGGGGGGGAAGGAAGGAAGGAAGGACGGAGGGAGGGAGCCGCCGAAACAAGAGGAGACAUAAAAAAGGAGAGACGGACCGAGAGUUUCCUGGCAGCUCAGUCCUGGACGGUUUCAAACUGAGUAACUAAACUGUGAUUGAUUUGCACGUAAAUGCGGUCCGCCGUACACUUAAUCAAUGUCGUCGAUGAAUUUUUGAGCGAAAAAGGGACAUUUUCCACAACUUUUUAAACCAACCGCCAAGUGAACUUCACCACUAAAAGAAAAAAACAAAACAAAACACACAAACGGAGAAAAAAAAAGGUACAGUCUAGGACUGCCCGUGCGACAGGUUUUUUAUUGUAUCACCAAGAUGCUUUUUAAUGAAACCGAGGUGGGUUGUUGGGUUUUUUUUUAAAGUUAUUUUCUCAAGAAACUUUAAAAAAAAAAUGCGUGUUAAGCAUGAUGGCCUACUUUGUUCCUAUAUCUUGUGCUGAGAUUUUCUGUGCGACUGUUCAAGCAGUUUGUAAACUAGUAUUAGGGUUAUUUAAAAAGGAUUUAGGUGGCGCUCGCUUCGGUUCUACUUUUUUUUUUUUUAAUGGAGAAGAAAAAGGACUUUGAAAUGAUCACCAGCUCACUUCAGGACACACACACACACACAACUUCAAGUCUGUGCUGAACUCUACAUUGUUUUUUCUUCCUCUAUGUAUGCAGGACCAAAAUUCUGUAAUGUUAAUUUCCAGAUCAUAGCUAUAGAGAGAAAUCAUCAGCGAUUUCUUUUGUCCUUUUUUUGUGUUUUUGUACACCUAUUCAGAUGCCAUUUUUAUAUGGGGGAUGUUGUAUUUAUAUACUGGGCCAAGCAUCUUUUGUUUUUGUUAUUUCUUGUACACACGACCCUGUCAGUAUGUCUGUCUGUCACAUUUCCUUCUCAGGCGAAGGGCUAGAGUUUUAAAGAACACACGACUUUUUGAUUUCCUUUUUAUAUUUAAAUGUAUACACUUUUUUGGACACUUAAAAGAGAGGAAACAGGUUGAUUAUUUUCUCAGUGUAUUUUUGUACAAAUCUAUAUCGAACACGGGGGUGUGAGUAGCCUAACUAACACAGCUGCAUUGGAUUUCCUUGUUUUUUAAUGCCCUCAGCAGGCUGGGUUUUUUUUCCCCAUGCUGCCUUCAAGUGCUCAUGAAAAGCUCGUUAAUUUAGGCUAUUUAGCUUUAGUGGACUAGAUCAAACAGCAGAGCUUACCUUUUUAAAACACUGUGGUGCCUAUUUGAAUUUUUUUUUUCUUGGAAAAAAAAAAAAUCAAAGGCACCCUGACACUUUUUGACAGAAGAGAUGAGUUAACAUGAAUCAGGUGGGUUAUGCCUUAUUUCCCUUAUUUUACAAAAGAAAAAAAAAAUCCAGAAACCCUCUUUAAGCCCUCUUUGAUGUCAAAUCCUUGAACAUCUGCAGCACAGACGUGACACAAUUUAAGUGAUUGGGACGUAAUUGCGGUUGUUCCGACGGCACUUGAAAGCAGCAUCAGUCUCAACCCCCUUUUUUCAACGUUUACAGUGCCAGACUGCAGGCUGUCUUUUUUUUUUUUAAAGACACAGGAGCAGGAGUAUUUUUAAGAGGCUCUUCCUGUGGGACCAUGUGAUUUAAACAGCAGCACUAUCCUAAAAAGCAGCCUCUUGCUUUUUUUUUUUUAACUUAAGAUUUUUUUUUUGGUUUUUUUUGCAUUACAUGUCCAACAUCUCGAAGAUUGUAGCUUUAAAUUUGACUUUGUUUCUUGAUGUUUUCACUCACUGAUGUCACAUCUUGCCAAUGGAGGUGGGCUGUCCAUAUCACAAGCAAACAAAGAUGACAACAUCAAGCAUAUUCAAAUUUCUGACCUGAGUUGCGCGACACUUUCUUGCUCUGCGUUUCUCAUUGUAUUUGAAUAAUAUAAUCUUUUCUACUUGUCGGCUAACUACUAGCUAAUAAUUGUUUUAGUAUCUUUAUGGCAUGGUGAAUAGCAUUUGUAUUUCAGAUUCAGGUUAUUAUUAGCUGUUGUGUUUUUUCAGAAAAAAAGAACAGAGGAAAAAAAAAGAGGAAAAAAAACAAUUAACUUGACCUUUGUAUAUUUGACUGUACCAUAAAGCAAAAAGAUUGUGUGUUUAUGUACGUCGUUGCUAUCGAGGACAGGCACUGUUUAGAACUGCUAUCUUUUACACAUCCUUACUUACAUUUAAGGUGGUCAGUUCAGACUGUUUUUUUUUAUAAAUAUAUAAAUAUAUGAAAGCAUUUUUAAAUAUAUUAACUUUAUUUUUCAUCCAUCCUGUGCAAUAUGCUGUGUAGAAUUAUCAUUUAUUGUCUUUAAUCAUGCCAUAAACAAAGAAGCCGCCCCUUUUUUUCUGAUUUAAAAAAAAAAAGGGGUUAGGUUGACUCAUGCCAGCUAAAUUUUGUCCAUUCACUGCCUGUCAGAUUGUUGAUACAAACUUGUGUACAGAACUUUUUCAAGGAAGGAAAUAAAUAUCAGCUGGAACUGAAA
This is a messenger RNA of Fundulus heteroclitus (mummichog), 4560 nucleotides long. It is a transcript of the gene sox4b, whose product is annotated as SRY-box transcription factor 4b. The record is from RefSeq and is a predicted model, not a curated record. Gene Ontology annotation, molecular function: RNA polymerase II cis-regulatory region sequence-specific DNA binding; DNA-binding transcription activator activity, RNA polymerase II-specific. The transcript has a single exon. Gene Ontology annotation, biological process: positive regulation of transcription by RNA polymerase II; anatomical structure morphogenesis; cell differentiation. Bases 588 to 1904 code for a protein of 438 amino acids. Lineage: Eukaryota; Metazoa; Chordata; Actinopteri; Cyprinodontiformes; Fundulidae.